UAGGAAAUCCGUUUGCGGCGGAUUAUUGUAAUCCGACAGAGGGUCUGGACGACGACACAUCGGAUCACGACAACACAAAAAAAAAAAAAAAAAAAAAGCCGAGCCGAGCCCAGCGGCCUGUAACAGAUGCUGCUCGUCCGAGAAUAACGGGAUAAAGUGGCGCUAUGAUCUGACGCAGUGCUCGGCGCUCCUGCAGGCAGUCAUCGGCGCUGCCCGGGCCGUUUCCUGGACCAGUCGAUUCAUCUGACAGGCACCGACAGCGGCUUGGCUUCAGCGCACCGCAGAGCAGAUAGGAAAAGCUGUAUUUGUUAGUUAAAGAGAUCUCUCUCCCCUUCCCCCCUUUCCUUCCCCCCCUCCCGGUCAGGUUUAACUCCAGCUCGGCUCGGCUCGGUCGCCCUGUCUGCGGAGUGAAGCGCUGCUGCUGCUGCUCCGAGCCGCCGCCGCCGCCGCCGCUGUCACACGACUAGCUAGCGCGGCUAGCUCACUCCAGCUAGCUAGCUAGCUAGCUAGUAAGGAAUUUAGCAAGUUUAGUCAGGAAUUUUAGCAAAUUCUCCGACCCGCAGAACCACAAGGAGGGAGGAUGUCGGCGAAAGAGCCAAACAAACUCUCCACCACUGAACGACCUAUCAAAGCGGUGCCAUAUCCUCCCGGUACUCGCCUGUCGGUCAAAGACCUGUAUGUGGACGGGAGGCCCAGCGUGGAAGUGCUGAAGGCCCAUCUGGUGAAGGAGGGUCGGCUGGAGGAGGAGACGGCUCUGCGGAUCAUCAACGAGGGAGCCGGCAUCCUCCGCCAGGAGAAAUGCAUGCUGGAAGUGGAAGCCCCCAUCACAGUGUGUGGAGACGUCCACGGCCAGUUCUUUGACCUGAUGAAGCUUUUCGAGGUGGGCGGAUCCCCCAGCAGCACCCGCUACUUGUUCCUCGGGGACUACGUGGACCGAGGGUACUUCAGCAUCGAGUGUGUCCUGUACCUGUGGGCUCUGAAGAUCAACCACCCCAACACCCUCUUCCUCCUCAGAGGCAACCACGAGUGCCGGCAUCUUACAGAGUACUUCACCUUCAAACAGGAGUGUAAAAUAAAGUACUCGGAGCGUGUAUAUGACGCCUGUAUGGAUGCGUUUGACUGCCUGCCUCUGGCUGCUCUCCUCAACCAGCAGUUCCUCUGUGUGCACGGAGGUCUGAGCCCCGAAGUCACCUGCCUGGAUGACAUACGAAAGCUGGACCGGUUUAAGGAACCUCCUGCGUUCGGGCCGAUGUGCGACCUGCUGUGGUCGGACCCGGGGGAGGACUACGGCUCAGAAAGUACCCAGGAACACUUCUGCCACAACAGUGUCAGAGGCUGCUCUUAUUUCUACAGUUACCCGGCAGUAUGUGACUUCCUGAUGAACAAUAACCUGUUGUCUGUAAUACGAGCACAUGAAGCCCAGGAUGCAGGGUAUCGAAUGUACAGGAAAAGUCAGACGACAGGCUUCCCCUCUUUAAUUACAAUAUUCUCCGCUCCCAACUACCUGGAUGUGUACAAUAACAAAGCGGCGGUGCUGAAAUAUGAGAAUAAUGUGAUGAACAUCCGGCAGUUUAACUGCUCCCCUCACCCGUACUGGCUGCCCAACUUUAUGGACGUGUUCACCUGGUCUCUGCCCUUCGUCGGAGAGAAAGUGACAGAGAUGCUGGUCAACGUGCUGAACAUCUGCUCUGACGACGAGCUGAUGUCAGAAGGGGAUGACACAUGCGAGGGUGGAACUCCAGCUGUCAGAAAGGAGGUGAUCAGAAAUAAGAUCCGGGCGAUUGGAAAGAUGGCUCGCGUCUUCUCUGUGCUCAGAGAGGAGAACGAGAGUGUGUUACAGCUGAAGGGGCUGACCCCGACAGGAACGCUGCCCGUGGGAGUUUUGUCCGGAGGUCGGCGAACUCUGCAAAGCGCCACCGUAGAGGCAGAAGAGGCACGAGCCAUUCAAGGCUUCAACCCGCAGCACAAGAUCCAGAGCUUCGAGGAGGCUCGAGGUCUGGACCGCAUCAACGAGAGGAUGCCCCCCCGCCGCGACAGCAGGCAGAACGAGGCCACCCCCUCCCUCAACAACCUGCCGGCCAGCACCGGACCUCCGGACAAGAACGGCACCAACGCACAGGCCUAGAUCCUCCCCCUUUCCCUCCUCUUACCUCCCUUCUUCUUCCUCUCUUCCACCUCUCCUCCCGCCCUCCUUGCUUCCUUCCCUUCCCCUCUUCUCUCCUUUUUAAGAGCAGGAGAAGAGGCAGUUCAGUCCGAGCGACUCUCACCACGCUUAAUUUAUUUUAUCAUCUAUUAAAUAUCAUAGUUUAAGACUGAACAGGAUAAAAUCUCAACCGCACAUGCGACGUGGACUUGCUAAAUGCAAUCACUGCCCAGUCGAAUCCAGGCAAAUCCAUUUUAUAAUCAGGAGGCCGGUGUUCGGGACGACACCUUUGUAUCAGCGUUUUAUUUUGGCGGGGGAGGAAGUGACGCUCAUUCAAACGCUGUGUUCGUGCCCACACACACACACACACACACACACACGCACACACACACGCACACACAGCAGAAACGAAAGAAUCAGAUCGCAUAAAAUCCAUCCUUUCUUAUGCCAAUGAUAGUGUGACUGAGCUCUGAGGAGCAAGUAUUGACAUUUAUAUUAUAUAUGUAUAUUUUAAUUGUUCCCUCUUUUCAAUGUGAUGGGUUUUUUUGUUUGUUUUUUACAACACAUAGAUUUAGGCUUAAUUAUCCAGAGCGGGGGGAGAAGGGGGGAGGGAGGGAGGGAUGGAGGGGCGCAGAAAGAUGGUGGAAAAGAGAGGAAUAGUUAAAGGGCUGUUCCGCUUUAUUACAACUCGGGUCUUGAGUGUGGAAGUUCAUUAUUAAGGUUGGAAAUGGUAGUUUGACGGCAAAAUCUUAACUCAAGGUCCACUUACUAGCUUUUUGUUGCUUGACGAUGAUGCUGAGUUGUUAAGAUGUGGUCAAAAGCUCCAGAAACAGCUAGUUAACUGGAGCAUGAGUUAAGAUGUUUAUGUCAAACAGCUUGGUCUUAUGAUAACAAAGAAAUAGCUGAGACGUCGCUGACGUCAGCAGUCAGACCUUCAGACGAGAUGGAAACGCCUCCAGGUUAGACCGUAAACAUCCGUCACAGUUUACAGACCCACUUCCUGUACUGUAGUUACUCCAGCUGCCCAUUUUUAUUCAAACCUUCGAAGCCGUCCUCCAGUUAUGCGUUAGUACACUUCUAUAAAGUUGGGAGACUCACAAGAGACAGAAUAAAGACAGGACGGUCCAAAUCUGAGCAGCAGAGGUGGAGAUAUCAUGACUUUUAGUCCAAAAACGCUGGAUCCUACAUUUCCCAUAAUGCAGUUGGAUAGCAUCUUUCAUUAGAGCCUCCCUGCCUGGUGAACAGCCACGUCUGUCUAACUCCAGCCCUCCAGUUUGUAACAGAGUGAACGUCCUCUCGUGGCUUUUACUGAUCAUUUUGGUUCUUUCCCAGCAAACCGAAGUUUACAGACUCGUCGGCGAUUCAGAGCAAAGAUUCCUCUCGCGACCAACACCUGCAGGUGUAGAUAAUCUGGAUGACCUGUGUCUGGCUUGUCGUUAGUGUUCCCAGAUCUCGGAUAUGAACUUAGUGAGUCUAAUGUUUGUCGCCGAUAGAACUGACAAAACUACAGACGAGACCCAAGUUUUAAUAAACCGGAAAUCUCCUUUAAAAAGAGAAGCAGGAGAAGGACGAGACCCGAGGUGUGUUUCAGGUGUGUUGACAGUGACGAUUCCGACCUGGGUGGGUUUGAUUUAACUGUUCUUUAUAUUUUGGGGAGGUGGGUGGGUAAAGUAUGUUGGGAUCUUGUCGGGAGCGAGGCCUCAUUUCUGACUUCUGUUCGUGUCUCAGAACAUAUCUCACAGAAUGUACAGAAACGGUUUAAAGAAUAAAAUCAAGGUUUGUUUGUUUUUUUUCUUUACAGCUAAAUUCGGAGAAUAAAAAAGGAGAGAACUUUUUUUUGUCGUACGUGUAUUGCGAGGCCUCUCAUUUAUGUAGAUGUUUCACUCCAUUCAAAUAAAAAACAGAAAUGUAA
Molecule: messenger RNA, 4055 nt
Organism: Siniperca chuatsi (mandarin fish)
Lineage: Eukaryota; Metazoa; Chordata; Actinopteri; Centrarchiformes; Sinipercidae
Gene: ppp3ccb
Product: protein phosphatase 3, catalytic subunit, gamma isozyme, b
Exons: 14
Coding region: 581-2125 (514 amino acids)
Biological process (GO): calcineurin-mediated signaling
Cellular component (GO): calcineurin complex; cytoplasm
Molecular function (GO): calmodulin binding; calmodulin-dependent protein phosphatase activity
Source: RefSeq, a predicted model, not a curated record